GUGCGGCCGUUGCAUUUUUGAAACGGUGCCAUGCGACCAGCCUACGCCAUCGUCCUCCUCGCUGCGGUCGCCGAUGGCCGGCAGCCGCCCGCCGCCGACGUCUAUGCGUGGGACCCAUUGCGCAGCGUGCACACGCCUGUCUUUGCCUUCAGCCACGCCGCGUACGAGAUGGCACUGGCCAACGACCCGCGCCACGCCAAGUACGUGCAGCGACACACGAGCGCGGCCGAGCCGGCCAAGAAGCCGCACAUCAAGGUGCUCGAGCGCAAGCACAAGUACCCGACGCUCGCUGUCGUCAUCUCGAUGACCGUCCUCCUCACCAGUAUGUACAUCAUCAUGCAGUUCUUUAGUUAGUCGAUCAUCGAUCCAUCAAUUCAAUACACGACGACAGUUCGAUCGAGCGCUUUCGCCGCGAGAAGGCACCUGCGCGUUGGCGUCGC
Molecule: messenger RNA, 440 nt
Organism: Saprolegnia parasitica CBS 223.65
Lineage: Eukaryota; Oomycota; Saprolegniomycetes; Saprolegniales; Saprolegniaceae
Exons: 2
Coding region: 31-354 (107 amino acids)
Source: RefSeq, a predicted model, not a curated record